UUCGUCGAGAAGUCUUCUAGAACGACUUUUAGUAGUCAAAAAUAUCUGAACAAUUAAAUGCAACUUCUGUCGCUUUGCGCCGUAAUUGGCACAACCGCGGCUUGUAGCAUGGGGACGGGGACUAGCUUGGGCACCAGCAGCUUUUGUAAUAGCUACCCUACAGUGCAGCAUGGCUUCACAACUUCCACGGCGAAUCAUUAAGGAAACCCAGCGAUUGAUGGCCGAGCCAGUUCCGGGGAUAAGCGCCGUGCCCGACGAGCAGAAUGCCAGAUACUUUCACGUGGUGGUCACAGGUCCUGAAGGCUCGCCAUUUGAUGGAGGUGUAUUCAAGCUAGAACUGUUCCUGCCCGAAGAGUACCCGAUGUCGGCGCCUAAAGUUCGUUUCAUGACAAAAAUCUACCACCCGAACAUCGACAAGCUAGGCAGGAUCUGUCUUGACAUUCUUAAAGACAAGUGGUCGCCGGCGCUGCAGAUCCGAACCGUGCUGCUCUCGAUCCAGGCGCUGCUCAGCGCGCCCAACCCGGACGAUCCGCUCGCCAACGACGUGGCCGAGCUGUGGAAGUGCGACGAGGCGGAGGCGAUCCGGAACGCGCGCGACUGGACCCGACUGUACGCCAUGGGCGGCAACUGAGGCAGCCGUGCCGGCCCGAACUAGCAACCAAUUGGACGGAGGCGAGCGCGAUCCUCGGCGGAUGGCCGUCAGGGGCGCAGUACCGGGGGUAAGACUGCUGGAUCUGGGGUGACCGGGGACCCGCUGGGGCGCCCCAUCCGGCCCGGUGCCGCGAUGGAGUCUGCGCUGCCGAGAGGCCCUGCCCCCGUAAUUGUCCGGCGCGCGCCCGUCUCCACGGUCGGAACUGUGCUAACCCCGUCACAUUCCCAGUGUCACGGUACCGACUCCCCGCCUGUGAUAGGGCGGCCCGACCAGCCCGCCCGCCGCGCCGCAGGCACCACCUCCGCCGCCGACCGGUCACAACCAGUGUGUGUAACGGUGGCGCCGCCUGGGCUGAGAGCGGACCGCCCGCAGUGGCAUUUGCGUAUUGUCCGGCCUGACGUGCGCCGCCAGUCCGCUGGAAGACCGGUUUUUUUUAUUUGUCUGGCAGCCGUGCUUAUCAGCCAGCCGUUUUCACAGUUGAGCGUUUCACGUUGGGGCGGGAUUUUAACGUUGUCUGAUGUAUCAUGUUUCGCCGUAGGUGGAUGUCCUAUCCAGACCGUGGAGAAGUGGCUGAAUAAUUUGAAUGCGAAGCUUAGUGAAUGGACCGUUCUGACGUUAUGUACCUAUCCAAUAUACAUUAUACAUACGUGUACUUACAUGAA
Molecule: messenger RNA, 1314 nt
Organism: Amphibalanus amphitrite
Lineage: Eukaryota; Metazoa; Arthropoda; Thecostraca; Balanomorpha; Balanidae
Product: ubiquitin-conjugating enzyme E2 N
Exons: 5
Coding region: 170-631 (153 amino acids)
Source: RefSeq, a predicted model, not a curated record